Molecule: messenger RNA, 677 nt
Organism: Paramuricea clavata
Lineage: Eukaryota; Metazoa; Cnidaria; Anthozoa; Malacalcyonacea; Plexauridae
Source: the annotation of a GenBank genome assembly
AUGAACCACUACGUGAAACCUACCCUAUGUACAACACCAUACGAGAUCAUUCUGCACAUAGGAACAAACAACCUGAGAAAUAAUAACCCUGCUGUUGUCAUUAACGCUAUGGGUAAUCUCGCCGACAAUAUUGCACGACAGAACAAGGAUGUCAAAGUUACAUUAUCUGAAGUUAUAACAAGAUCAGACGAUCACAGCAUGGUUGAAAAGGUAAAUAUUUACAAUGAACAAUUAGCUAAACUCUGCAAAGAACGCAAAUGGCAUCUAAUUAAAAACAAUAAUAUUAAUUCAUCUCACUUGAACCCAUAUGGAGUUCAUUUGAAUAGAAGGGGAACUGGAGUUUUUGCAAAAAAAACAUAAAACAAUAUUUAGGCGCUAAUAAAAGUAAGUACCAUUGACUAGAAAAUAAUAUAGAAGCAACGCCCUCAAAUGCGAUAUCUGCACGAACUAAUUUAGCUAAUCUAACAUUAAGCGAAAAUGAGAUUCCAGAUGUUGGCCAAUUUAUCCUGGGCGAUGACCCUUUAUCGGAAAGUAUAAAUAAUGACAAUAAUGUCAUUCACGAUACACCACUUGAUAAUUUAAAUGAAAAUACUAUUUGCAAUGAGCUUAAAAACUUAAAGGUUUUCGUGUCGGCCAUAUUAACAUCACUUCCCCCACAAAGCACAUCGAACAAUUAA